Cydia amplana is the source of this 3461-nucleotide messenger RNA. RefSeq names its product heat shock 70 kDa protein 4 (gene Hsc70Cb). The record is from RefSeq and is a predicted model, not a curated record. Gene Ontology annotation, molecular function: ATP-dependent protein folding chaperone; ATP binding. Gene Ontology annotation, cellular component: nucleus; cytosol. Bases 178 to 3342 code for a protein of 1054 amino acids. Gene Ontology annotation, biological process: protein folding. Lineage: Eukaryota; Metazoa; Arthropoda; Insecta; Lepidoptera; Tortricidae. The transcript has 13 exons.
CGCACCGCACCGCCGCACAGUAAACCACCAGCGAUCGCGAGAGACUUCAGCGACAAACCGGCAAUUUGUUCAGCGCGUAUUAAAAGUGAUUUUCACCGACGUGUUUUUCGUGCUUGUGAAUUCGUGAGAGAGAUCCAUUAGUUUUUCAGUUCGAUAAAUAAAUAAUUUUGUGUUCCAAUGGCUGCUAUGUCUGUCAUAGGUAUUGAUUUCGGCAAUGAAUCUUGCUACAUUGCUGUGGCAAAAGCAGGAGGCAUUGAAACAAUAGCUAAUGAUUACAGUCUUCGAGGUACACCAUCAUGUGUUGCAUUUUCAUCAAAAAAUCGAAUAUUGGGAGUUGCUGCAAAGAAUCAGACAGUUACAAAUAUGAAAAACACCGUUUUUGGGUUCAAGAGAUUGUUAGGCAGGAAGUACUCGGACCCACAUGUGCAAAGAGAGCUGAAGCACUUUCCAUUCAAGGUGGAACAAAGACCUGAUGAUGGAAUUGGUAUCCGGGUCCACUAUCUAGGUGAAGAAAGUGUUUUCAGCCCCGAACAGAUAACGGCAAUGUUGUUUACAAAGCUCAAGGAUAUCGCAGCCACGGCCCUCGGCACUCAAGUGAAUGACUGUGUCAUCUCCGUGCCCAGCUACUUCACCAAUGCCGAGAGAAAUGCUCUGUUAGAUGCUGCUGCCAUCUCUGGGCUCAAUGUGCUGCGACUUAUGAAUGAAACCACUGCCACUGCUCUCGCCUACGGUAUCUACAAACAAGAUCUGCCUGCUCCAGAAGAAAAACCGAGAAAUGUGGUUUUUGUAGACUUUGGACAUAGUUCCCUGCAGGUGUCCGCAUGUGCCUUUAAUAAGGGCAAGCUGCGUGUGCUGGCCACUGCUACGGACGCCCACUGUGGAGGCCGCGACAUAGACAUGGCAUUGGCUGAAUACUUCUCCCAGGACAUCCUAACUAGACUUAAGUUAGACGCUAGGAAAAACCAGAGGGCAUUCUUCCGUUUGAUCCAAGAGGUAGAGAAGCUGAAGAAACAAAUGUCAGCAAACAGUACUAAACUGCCUCUCCAUGUUGAAUGCUUCAUGGAGGAAAGAGAUGUGUCAGGCGAGUUGCAGCGCUCGCAGAUGGAGGAGAUCUGCGCUGACACCUUCAACCGCGUCGAGAGGACUCUUAGAUCUAUACUCCACAAUGCUAAACUACGUCCUGAGGACAUCAACUCAGUGGAGAUUGUAGGUGGAUCUACCAGAGUCCCUGCGGUUAAAGCUCUGAUUGAACAAGUCUUCGGGAAAGUGGCUUCAACAACACUUAACCAGGACGAGGCGGUGUCGCGCGGCUGCGCGCUGCAGUGCGCCAUGCUGAGCCCGGCCGUGCGCGUGCGCGAGUUCAGCGUCACCGACGUGCAGCCCUACGCCGUGCGCCUCGCCUGGGACGCGGCGCGCGGCGAGGACGGCGACCUGGAGGUGUUCCCAGCUUUCCAUCCAGCACCAUUCUCUAAAAUGCUGACGUUCUACAGAAAGGAACCGUUCACGGUCAGAGCCUACUAUACCGACCCCGUGCCCUAUCCCGAUUCGUUCAUCGGUCAAUGGAACAUAAAGGAUGUCCAGCCGACCGCUGAGGGCGAAUCACAGAAAGUAAAAUUGAAAGUGAGAGUGAACAUUCACGGAAUCGUCACUGUCGCUUCAGCGUCAUUGGUAGAAAAGAAAGCGGACGCCCAAAGCGACAGCAUAGAAAUGGAAAACGAGAACGCGAACAACCAGGAAACGCCCAUGGAAACUAACGGGUCACAAGAGCAACAGCAGAAUGGGCCCGAGAGCCAAGAGGUGAGGCAAGACGAUAUGCAAGGGGAGCCUCAGCAAAGACAGUCGUGGACACAGAGAGUAGGAUCGUGGUUCAGCGGGGACAAGUCGAAAGACAAGAAGAAGGUGCUAGUGAAGACCGUCGAGUUGCCGAUCGACGCGCGCACCCACGGCUUCUCGCAGCCCGAGCUCAACUCCUACAUGGAACAAGAGGGCAAGAUGCAGGCGCAGGACCGGCAGGAGAAGGAGCGUGCGGACGCGCGCAACGCGCUGGAGGAGUACGUGUACGAGCUGCGCGGCAAGCUGGGCGAGGGCGAGGCGCUGCACGAGUUCGUGGAGCCGGCGCAGCGCGCGCGCCUCGUGGCCGCGCUCGACGCGCUCGAGGCCUGGCUCUACGAGGAGGGCGAGGACCAGAACAGACAGGUACAGACUGGGAUCAGUACGUGUACGAGCUGCGCGGCGAGCUGGGCGAGGGCGAGGCGCUGCACGAGUUCGUGGAGCCGGCGCAGCGCGCGCGCCUCGUGGCCGCGCUCGACGCGCUCGAGGCCUGGCUCUACGAGGAGGGCGAGGACCAGAACAGACAGGUACAGACUGGGAUCAGUACGUGUACGAGCUGCGCGGCGAGCUGGGCGAGGGCGAGGCGCUGCACGAGUUCGUGGAGCCGGCGCAGCGCGCGCGCCUCGUGGCCGCGCUCGACGCGCUCGAGGCCUGGCUCUACGAGGAGGGCGAGGACCAGAACAGACAGGUACAGACUGGGAUCAGUACGUGUACGAGCUGCGCGGCGAGCUGGGCGAGGGCGAGGCGCUGCACGAGUUCGUGGAGCCGGCGCAGCGCGCGCGCCUCGUGGCCGCGCUCGACGCGCUCGAGGCCUGGCUCUACGAGGAGGGCGAGGACCAGAACAGACAGGUACAGACUGGGAUCAGUACGUGUACGAGCUGCGCGGCGAGCUGGGCGAGGGCGAGGCGCUGCACGAGUUCGUGGAGCCGGCGCAGCGCGCGCGCCUCGUGGCCGCGCUCGACGCGCUCGAGGCCUGGCUCUACGAGGAGGGCGAGGACCAGAACAGACAGGUACAGACUGGGAUCAGUACGUGUACGAGCUGCGCGGCGAGCUGGGCGAGGGCGAGGCGCUGCACGAGUUCGUGGAGCCGGCGCAGCGCGCGCGCCUCGUGGCCGCGCUCGACGCGCUCGAGGCCUGGCUCUACGAGGAGGGCGAGGACCAGAACAGACAGGUACAGACUGGGAUCAGUACGUGUACGAGCUGCGCGGCGAGCUGGGCGAGGGCGAGGCGCUGCACGAGUUCGUGGAGCCGGCGCAGCGCGCGCGCCUCGUGGCCGCGCUCGACGCGCUCGAGGCCUGGCUCUACGAGGAGGGCGAGGACCAGAACAGACAGGUACAGACUGGGAUCAGUACGUGUACGAGCUGCGCGGCGAGCUGGGCGAGGGCGAGGCGCUGCACGAGUUCGUGGAGCCGGCGCAGCGCGCGCGCCUCGUGGCCGCGCUCGACGCGCUCGAGGCCUGGCUCUACGAGGAGGGCGAGGACCAGAACAGACAGGUGUACGUGGACAAGCUGACGGAGCUGCGCACGGAGGGCGAGCCCAUCAAGCAGCGCCGCCUGGAGUUCGAGCUGCGGCCCGGCGCGCUCGACGACUACUCGCUCGCCAUACAGCUCGUCAAGAAGGCCGUCGACUUG